Molecule: messenger RNA, 513 nt
Organism: Fomitiporia mediterranea MF3/22
Lineage: Eukaryota; Fungi; Basidiomycota; Agaricomycetes; Hymenochaetales; Hymenochaetaceae
Exons: 5
Coding region: 26-445 (139 amino acids)
Biological process (GO): proteasome assembly
Cellular component (GO): cytoplasm; nucleus
Source: RefSeq, a predicted model, not a curated record
CUUUCCGACCAUUGCACUGAACACCAUGGGGGAUUCUCUUCGUCUUGUUCCCAGUUCCGCAGACAAGACUGCCUCCGUGCAGGACACUGCUCACCAUCUUGGUGUUCAUGAUACUCUGCGCCAUGGAUUAAGGAGCUUAGCGACGGAGGCGCGAUGUGAAAGUGCUCUCAAGCAUAGAUUAGACAAGUGGGAAGAGACGCAAGAUAAUCUCAAGCUCAACCUGCAGCGCGACUUGUAUGGUAUGGCUGCACCAGUUAGGCUAAUGAUGGAGCGCAAGAUUGUGGGCACCGACAUGAAUAUGCCUGCAAUGUCCCGGUCCAAUAUCCACCUUGAUAUCCUAAUGGGUAGAGAUGAGACUCUUGACAUCGCGGAAGUAUUUUCAGAGAGGGAAGUGGCGCCACCAUUGGAUAUUCAUGCCGACAUGGAACGCAAGUUGCGCAUGUAAUAAUUUCCUCAGUUGUUCUUUACCUGUUACAAUUUUAUUCCGAGUCAUGAAUGUAAUUUUCAAACGCU